Molecule: messenger RNA, 10685 nt
Organism: Coregonus sp. 'balchen'
Lineage: Eukaryota; Metazoa; Chordata; Actinopteri; Salmoniformes; Salmonidae
Source: the annotation of a GenBank genome assembly
AUGUUCUCCCCCUACCAGGUGGUGUUGCCCGGGCCCAUAGAUGAGGAGGAGCUGGACGGAGUGUUUGCUGUGUCCCGGGUGUCCCUGAGGGAGGGAGGAGGCCUGCAGCACACUGAGGUCUGGGCAGUGCUCCGUGGAGGUCAGGUCCUCGUCUAUCCUACUGACCAGCAGCGUCACCGAGAGAGGCUAACACUCAACCUUGAGACUCAAUACAGUGAGUCACACCUCCCCACAUCUCAUUGUCUGCAUGUUUACAAAACAUGAUGUUUCUCUACAUGCCUUAGGCAGAGGAGCAGAAGUUUCAUGAUAAGGUAAUAUGACAGUGUUCUUUUCUGCCCACAGAGAUAGAUUCCUCUGAGAACACCAUAGAGCUGGUCACUGGAGAGAGGUCAGUACAACAGGAACACUUUGUUAUAACAAGUUACAUUCCCUCGUACUUGAUGUCAAAGUACUAGGCCUCCCGAGUGGCGCAGUGGUCUAAGGUACUACAUCGCAGUGCUAGCUGUGCCACUAGAGAUCCUGGUUUGAAUCCAGGCUCUGUCGUAGCCGGCCGCGACCGGGAGACCCAUGGGGUGGCGCAUAAUUGGCCCAGCGUCGUCCAGGGUAGGGGAGGGAAUGGCCGGCAGGGAUGUAGCUCAGUUGGUAGAGCAUGGUGUUUGCAACGCCAGGGUUGUGGGUUCAAUUCCCACAGGGGGGGCCAGUAUGAAAAAUAAAAUAAUGUAUGCACUCACUAACUGUAAGUCGCUCUGGAUAAGAGCGUCUGCUAAAUGACUAAAAAUGUUUGUUUUUUUAAAUGUCAUAGCAACGGUUCCCAAAACGUAUUUCAGCAUAUGUCGUUCAAAGGAUGGUGUCCAAUGAAUCUAUCGCUUGCUCUCUUCUUCCUGCUAGAACCAUGUCCAUGCAGUUUGAACGAGACCACAGCUGUCAGUCCUGGCACACCCUACUGAAACAGGCAGUAACCACAAAGAGGAAGCAGCGCCCAUCACUGUACGAGCUGCCCCCCAACAGCAGUGGCAAUGUGCCCCCUGCCAUUGAGAGGUGUAUCUCACACAUCACACAAUAUGGUGAGUGCCAGCUACAAGCCAUUUGAGACUGGAACAAGUGUUGUAGUGAUCUGGAUAACCAUUGUCCGGCAGGAACAUGAAUUCUCACAAUUGUACAACUGGUUCAUCUGCUCUGCUCCUCUCCUGUCUCCCUCCCAGGCCUGAAGGUGGAUGGGCUGUACCGGCGCUGUGGCUUGGCCACUAAGGUCAGCAGUCUGGUGGAAGCCCUCAGCAGAUCACCUAAAACUGCCCCUCUGGAGAAAGGUGAACAGGGUCUCCUGGACGCUGCAUGUGCCCUGAAGCAGUAUGUCCGCCAGCAGGUGGUGCUGAUCCCUCAGACACAAAGGGAACUGUGGGUCGAGGCUGCAGGUACUGUCCUUAGCAUCUUAAACAAACCCGGGGAAAAUCUAUUUCCUUGAUUCCUCGCGUCCUCUCUUCUCACCUUUUUCCCUCCCCUCUGACCUUCUCAUUCAUAUUUAAUAUUUUGCAUAAUAUUUAUUUUCUUAAUUUUGUUAUAUAUACAGUGGGGGAAAAAAGUAUUUAGUCAGCCACCAAUUGUGCAAGUUCUCCCACUUAAAAAGAUGAGAGAGGCUUGUAAUUUUCAUCAUAGGUACACGUCAACUAUGACAGACAAAAUGAGGAGAAAAAAAAUCCAGAAAAUCACAUUGUAGGAUUUUUAAUGAAUUUAUUUGCAAAUUAUGGUGGAAAAUAAGUAUUUGGUCAAUAACAAAAGUUUCUCAAUACUUUGUUAUAUACCCUUUGUUGGCAAUGACACAGGUCAAACGUUUUCUGUAAGUCUUCACAAGGUUUUCACACACUGUUGCUGGUAUUUUGGGCCCAUUCCUCCAUGCAGAUCUCCUCUAGAGCAGUGAUGUUUUGGGGCUGUCGCUGGGCAACACAGACUUUCAACUCCCUCCAAAGAUUUUCUAUGGGGUUGAGAUCUGGAGACUGGCUAGGCCACUCCAGGACCUUGAAAUGCUUCUUACGAAGCCACUCCUUUGUUGCCCGGGCGGUGUGUUUGGGAUCAUUGUCAUGCUGAAAGACCCAGCCACGUUUCAUCUUCAAUGCCCUUGCUGAUGGAAGGAGGUUUUCACUCAAAAUCUCACGAUACAUGGCCCCAUUCAUUCUUUCCUUUACACGGAUCAGUCGUCCUGGUCCCUUUGCAGAAAAACAGCCCCAAAGCAUGAUGUUUCCACCCCCAUGCUUCACAGUAGGUAUGGUGUUCUUUGGAUGCAACUCAGCAUUCUUUGUCCUCCAAACACGACGAGUUUAGUUUAUACCAAAAAGUUCUAUUUUGGUUAUAUCUGACCAUAUGACAUUCUCCCAACCCUCUUCUGGAUCAUCCAAAUGCACUCUAGCAAACUUCAGACGGGCCUGGACAUGUACUGGCUUAAGCAGGGGGACACGUCUGGCACUGCAGGAUUUGAGUCCCUGGCGGCGUAGUGUGUUACUGAUGGUAGGCUUUGUUACUUUGGUCCCAGCUCUCUGCAGGUCAUUCACUUGGUCCCCCCGUGUGGUUCUGGGAUUUUUGCUCACCGUUCUUGUGAUCAUUUUGACCCCACGGGGUGAGAUCUUGCGUGGAGCCCCAGAUCGAGGGAGAUUAUCAGUGGUCUUGUAUGUCUUCCAUAUCCUAAUAAUUGCUCCCACAGUUGAUUUCUUCAAACCAAGCUGCUUACCUAUUGCAUAUUCAGUCUUCCUAGACUGGUGCAGGUCUACAAUUUUGUUUCUGGUGUCCUUUGACAGCUCUUUGGUCUUGGCCAUAGUGGAGUUUGGAGUGUGACUGUUUGAGGUUGUGGACAGGUGUCUUUUAUACUGAUAACAAGUUCAAACAGGUGCCAUUAAUACAGGUAACGAGUGGAGGACAGAGGUGCCUCUUAAAGAAGAUGUUACAGGUCUGUGAGAGCCAUAAAUCUUGCUUGUUUGUAGGUGACCAAAUACUUAUUUUCCACCAUAAUUUGCAAAUAAAUUCAUUAAAAAUCCUACAAUGUGAUUUUCUGGAGAAAAAAAUUCAAUUUGUCUGUCAUAGUUGACGUGUACCUAUGAUGAAAAUUACAGGCCUCUCUCAUCUUUUUAAGUGGGAGAACUUGCACAAUUGGUGGCUGACUAAAUACUUUUUUUCCCCACUGUAUAUAUUUUUUACCAGUUACAAACAUAAGAACAACAACUUACAGACGCACACAAACAAUGACUACAUCUCAUCUGCCCAGAUCCACAUGCUCACACCCCCAUACCUAGUACCUGCAUUAUUGUUUGCCACCAGUGGAGGCUCCUCAGAGGAGGAAGGGGAGGACCAUCUUCCUCAGUGAAUUUCAUAAUAAUAAAAAUAGUGAAACAUUAAAAAGUUAUCAUUUUUAGAUAAAACUAUACUAAAUAUAUUCACGUCACCAAAUAAUUCAUUAAAACACACUGUUUUGCAAUGAUGGUCUACAGUAGCCUCAACAGCACUCAACAGCACUCCACAAGCAAAUGUAAUCCAUUUUAGAAUAAGGCUGUAAUGUAACAAAAUGUGGAAAAGGUCAAGGGGUCUGAAUACUUUCUGAAUGCACUGUAGGUAGGUAAGUUAACUAGCUAUCAUGGCCAGAUUACAUGGCAAGUUUUUUUUUUUUUUUUAUGUAAUAUUUGAGUCACUCAGACAUAUGAACACGCAACAUAAAACAUGGCAAAAUGUGUAGAAUUGCAGGAAAUUAGCUUUUAAACUGCAAAAUGUUCUCUCCACUCCAAGGCAAAACAUUUAGAAUUUCAGGAAAUUAGCUGUAAAACUGCAAUAUUUUCUCUCCGCCAACAAGAGGAGUGUGAACAGUUUGGGGUCGCGAGGUAGGGGUUUGUUACUAUGCCGAUUAAAUUACAAUAUCCAUCCAGAUCUUUGCCACCUAGGAAAUUUGUGUGACCGGACCUUCUCAAAUAGUAUUGGAGUAGCACUGAUCUAGAUGAACAAACCCUGCUACAAGUGGUUCAAUACAAGCUGUACUUUGAGUAAUGGGGUUCUCAUUCAUUGCCUUUGUCACCAUAGCCCACACGGAAGAGACCCUUAGGCUGGCUGCCUACCGCAGACUACUGAAGAAGCUGCCUCCUGACAACAGAAUCACACUCAACGCCCUCUGUGGACACUUCUACAUGUAAGAACAACACACGAUCAAUGAUUGUAAGAAUUAACAGGGCAACAAAAUGAACCUGCAUGACUAAUGCUCAUCGUUGUCAACCCCUUCUAGAGUUCAGCUGUACAGUGUAGAGAACCGUAUGACAGCUCAGAACCUGGCGCUGGUGUUUGUCCCCACACUGUUCCAGGAGCUGGCCAUGAACACAGACAUGGUGCGCCUCACCAGAGAACUCAUCAUACACCACACAUUCAUCUUCCUGGUAAGACGCUAAACUUAAUCUCUUCUGUUGGGUCAUCGAACAUACAGUGAGGGAAAAAAGUAUUUGAUCCCCUGCUGAUUUUGUACGUUUGCCCACUGACAAAGAAAUGAUCAGUCUAUAAUUUUAAUGGUAGGUUUAUUUGAACAGAGAGAGACAGAAUAACAACAACAAAAAAUCCAGAAAAACGCAUGUCAAAAAUGUUAUAAAUUGAUUCGCAUUUUAAUGAGAGAAAUAAGUAUUUGACCCCCUCUCAUUCAGAAAGAUUUCUGGCUCCCAGGUGUCUUUUAUACAGGUAACGAGCUGAGAUUAGGAGCACACUCUUAAAGGGAGUGCUCCUAAUCUCAGCUUGUUACCUGUAUAAAAGACACCUGUCCACAGAAGCAAUCAAUCAAUCAGAUUCCAAACUCUCCACCAUGGCCAAGACCAAAGAGCUCUCCAAGGAUGUCAGGGACAAGAUUGUAGACCUACACAAGGCUGGAAUGGGCUACAAGACCAUCGCCAAGCAGCUUGGUGAGAAGGUGACAACAGUUGGUGCGAUUAUUGGCAAAUGGAAGAAACACAAAAUAACUGUCAAUCUCCCUCGGCCUGGGGCUCCAUGCAACAUCUCACCUCGUGGAGUUGCAAUGAUCAUGAGAACAGUGAGGAAUCAGCCCAGAACUACACGGGAGGAUCUUGUCAAUGAUCUCAAGGUAGCUGGGACCAUAGUCACCAAGAAAACAAUUGGUAACACACUAUGCCGUGAAUUGAAGGACUGAAAUCCUGCAGCGCCCGCAAGGUCCCCCUGCUCAAGAAAGCACAUAUACAGGCCCGUCUGAAGUUUGCCAAUGAACAUCUGAAUGAUUCAGAGGAGAACUGGGUGAAAGUGUUGUGGUCAGAUGAGACCAAAAUCGAGCUCUUUGGCAUCAACUCAACUCGCCGUGUUUGGAGGAGGAGGAAUGCUGCCUAUGACCCCAACACCAUCCCCACCGUCAAACAUGGAGGUGGAAACAUAAUGCUUUGGGGGUUUUUCUGCUAAGGGGACAGGACUAAGGGACGAUGGACGGAGCCAUGUACCGUCAAAUCUUGGGUGAGAACCUCCUUCCCUCAGCCAGGGCAUUGAAAAUGGGUCGUGGAUGGGUAUUCCAGCAUGACAAUGACCCAAAACACACGGUCAAGGCAACAAAGGAGUGACUCAAGAAGAAGCACAUUAAGGUCCUGGAGUGGCCUUGCCAGUCUCCAGACCUUAAUCCCAUAGAAAAUCUGUGGAGGGAGCUGAAGGUUCGAGUUGCCAAACGUCAGCCUCGAAACCUUAAUGACUUGGAGAAGAUCUGCAAAGAGGAGUGGGACAAAAUCCCUCCUGAGAUGUGUGCAAACCUGGUGGCCAACUACAAGAAACGUCUGACCUCUGUGAUUGCCAACAAGGGUUUUGCCGCCAAGUACUAAGUCAUGUUUUGCAGAGGGGUCAAAUACUUAUUUCCGUCAUUAAAAUGCAAAUCAAUUAAUAACAUUUUUGACAUGCGUUUUUCUGGAUUAUUUUGUUGUUAUUCUGUCUCUCACUGUUCAAAUAAACCUACCAUUAAAAUUAUAGACUGAUUAUGUCUUUGUCAGUGGGCAAACGUACAAAAUCAGCAGGGGAUCAAAUACUUUUUUCCCUCACUGUAUGAAGCAGCAUGAAGCAGUGGACAGUGGACGAGACUAACCUUUAUACCUAACACCAUGUAUUGUAUUCUACAGGGUAAAGAACAAGAGUCUGACAUGGAGAGUGAAGAACUCAUAACAAAAUUGUAGAAAAAACAUAUGUAUAUAUUUGGCUUUGGCUGUCAAAGAAAGCUUAUAUUGGAAAUAUAUAUUUGGUUACAUAGUGCCCCUUCACAUGCUGCUUGUUGUGGGGUUAACGAGACCAUUUUAUCAAUAGUAGUUUUCACAACUUCUUUGAACUACACAUUUAGGCCAUGGACUGGAUAAACUUCUUUAUUCUGCUAUAUUCAACUUGGGUUUAUUGUAGUUUAGGUGAAAUAAUAACAAACCAAGCACAAAUUGUUACAGCGCCUUCAGAAAGUAUUCACACCCCUUGACUUUUUCCACAUUUCGUUGCGUUACUGCCGGAAUUGAGAUUUGUUGUCACUGGCCUGCACACAAUACCCCAUAAUGUCGAAGUGGAAUUAUGUUUUUUGAAAUUUUUACACAUUUAUAAAACAUUUUAAGCAUACAUUUCUUGAGUCAAUAAGUAUUCAACCCCUCUGUUAUGGCAAGCCUAAAUAUACUGAACAAAAAUAUAAAUGCAACAAUUUCAAAGAUUUUUAUAAGUUAGAGUUCAUAUAAGGAAAUCAGUCAAUUGAAAUGAAUUCAUUUGGCCCUAAUCUAUGGAUUUCACGACUUGGAAUACAGAUAUGCCAUCUGUUGGUCACAGAUACCUUAAAAAAAAGGUAUUAUCGUGGAUCAGAAAACCAGUCAGUAUCUGGUGUGACCACCAUUUGCCUCAUGCAGCACGACACAUCUCCUUCGGAUAGAGUUGAUCAGGCUGUUUGUUGUGGCCUGUGGAAUGUUGUCCCACUCCUCUUCAACGGCUGUGCGAAGUUGCUGGAUAUUGGCGGGAACUGGAACACGCUGUUGUAUACGUCGAUCCAGAGCAUCCCAAACAUGCUCAAUGGUGAGUAUGUAGGCCAUGGAAGAAUCUUAAGCUUCCAGGAAUUUUGUACAGAUCCUUGCAACAUGGGGGCGUGCAUUAUCAUGCUGAAACAUGAGGUGAUGGCGGCGGAUGAAUGGGACGACAAUGGCCCUCAGAAUCUCGUCACGGUAUCUCUGCAUUCAAAUUGACAUCGAUAAAAUGCAAUUGUGUUCGUUGUCCGUAGCUUAUGCCUGCCCAUACCAUAACCCCACUGUCACCAUGUGUGUUCACUAAGUUGACAUAAGCAAACCGCUCGCCCACACGACGCAAUACACAUGGUUUGCGAUUGUGAGGCCGGUUGGACGUACUGCCAAAUUCUCUAAAAUGACGUUGGAAGCAGCUUAUGGUAAAGUAUAAACAUGUAAUUAUCUGGCAACAGCUCUGGUGGACAUUCCUGCAGUCAGCAUGCCAAUUGCACUCUCCCUCAAAACUUGAGACAUCUGUGGCAUUGUUGUUGUGUGACAAAACUGCACAUUUUAGAGUGGCCUUUUAUUGUCCCCAGCACAAGGUGCACCUGUGUAAUGAUCAUGCUGUUUAAUCAGCUUCUCGAUAUGCCACACCUGUCAGGUGGAUGGAUUAUCUUGGCAAAGGUAGAAAUGCUCACUAACAGGGAUGUAAAGUAAUUUGUGCAAAUAAUGUUAGAGAAAUAAGCUUUCUGUGUGUAUGGAAAAUGUCUGUUAUAUUUUAUUUCAGCUCAUGAAACAUGGGACACUUUUUAUAUGUUGCGUUUAUAUUUUUAUUCAGUGUAAAUUCAGGAGUACAAAUGUAGUUAAGUCACAUAAGUUGCAUGGACUCACUCUGUGUGCAAUAAGUGUUUAACAUGAUUUUUGAAUGACUACCUCAUCUCUGUACCCCACACAUACAAUUAUCUGUAAGGCCUCUCAGUCAAGCAGUGAAUUUCAAACACAGAUUCAACCACGAAGACCAGGGAGGUUUUCCAAUGCCUCGCAAAAGGGAACCUAUAUGUAUAAAAAUGUAAAAAGCAGACAUAUCCUUUUGAGCAUGGUGAAGUUAAUUACACUUUGGAUGGUGUAUCAAUACACCGUCACUACAAAGAUACAGGCGUCCUUCAUAACUCAGUUGCCGGAGAUGAAGGAAACUGCUCAGGGAUUUUACCAUGAGGCCAAUGGUGACUUUAAAAUAGUUUGAGUUUAAUGGCUGUGAUAAACUGAGGAUGGAGCAACAACAUUGUAGUUACUCACAAUACUAAUCUAACUGGAAGAGUGAAAAGAAGGAAGCCUGUAGAGAAUACAAAUAUUCCAAAACAUGCAUAAUUUUUGCAACAAGGCACUAAAGUAAUACUGCAAAAAAUGUGGCAAAGAAAUUAACUUUUUGUUUUGACUAGAAAGUGUUAUGUUUGGGGCUAAUCCAAUACAACACUGGGUAUACUUGUAAUCGUUAAGGACAAGAUAGAAAAAGAAACGGAAUGGAGCUAAGCACAGGCAAAAUCCUAGAGGAAACCUGGUUGUCUGCUUUCCACCAGACACUGAGAUUAAUUUACCUUUCAGCAGGACAAUAACCUAAAACCCAAGGCCAAAUCUACACUGGAGUUGCUUACCAAGACAGUGAAUGUUCCUGAGUGGCCGAAGUAGUUUACUUAAAUCUGCUUGAAAAUGUAUGGCAAGACCUGAAAAUGGUUGCCUAGCAAUGAUCAUCAACCAAUUUGACAGAGCUCGAAGAAUUUAGAAAAUAAAAUGGGCAAAUGUUGGACAAUCCAGGUGUGGAAAGAUCUAGAGACCUCCCAGAAAGACUCACAGCUGGAAUCGCUGCCAAAGGUGAUUCUAACAUAUCUAACCAAGAGAGUUUUUUUUUUUUUUUUUUGAACUGUUAGAAUUUUUCUUCCACUUUGACAGAGUAUUUUGUGUAGAUUGUUGACGAAAAAAUCUAUUGUAAUAACAAAAUGUGGAAAAAGUAAUGGGGUGUGAAUACUUUCUGAAGGCACAAAUUCUUUGAAACUGUAUGACAUUUCUUAGAAAUAAAAUGUAUGACAAACCAAGAAACAUGUUUUUUUCAAUCUUCUUAUUUAUUGGAUGUUACCGAAUAGAGAUACAGUUUGUGUAAAAGCUGCAUAACAUUGUGCUCCAAUUCUCAUUCAUGGUUACAUUUCCAAGACGAAAGAUACAAAGUAAUCAUAACAAUACACAAUCUAGUAUUCCACAAAAUACAAACAGGAUUUUUAGCAUACAAUAUAUUGCAAGAUUUUCAACAUGUUCCAAAAUAUGCAUGAGGGGACAACAUUAAUACUUUGGCCUCUUUGGCUUCUCCCUGAAAUAAAAAGGAAUAAAAUGAAUAUAGAGCAGUGUGAAUUUAACAUACAUUUACCAUCAUAAUUGACAAUCUGCCAUUUAUGUUUGAGAAUAUUUCAGGCAGCAUCUUGCAUGAUGCAGUAUUUCUGGAGUGGGGAGAUGAGGCAGUUGUACUUGAGAUGUUUUCCUCCUUUCUGAGUGUGAGCAGAAUGUAGAUCACCACUGUACAGCACAGUGAGCAGCUCUGACAGUCUGUCAGAUACCACCGCCAUCUUCCCAUCAUAUCCUGUCUGCUCUCAGUCCUCUCCCACUACCAUCCUACUGUCUGUCUGCUCUCAGUCCUCUCCCACUACCAUCCUACUUCUGUCUGCGCUCCAGUCCUCUCCCACUACCAUCUACUGUCUGUCUGCUCUCAGUCCUCUCCCACUACCACCCUACUGUCUGUCUGCUCAUCAGUCCUCUCCCACUACCAUCUAUCUGUCUGUCUGCUCUCAGUCCUCUCCCACUACCAUCCUUACGUCUGUCUGUCUCAGUCUCUCCAUUACAUUACUGUCUGUUGUCAGCCUCUACCAUACCAUCUACUGUCGUCUGGCUCAGUCCUCCAUACAUUUGUUGCCUCAGUCUCCCCUACCAUCUAUGUGUUGCUCCAUCCUCCCACUACAUCCUAUGUCUGUUGCUUCGGGUCCUCUCCCAUACCAUGUCUGUUGCUCAGUCUUCCACUACCAUCUACUGUCUGUCUGCUCUCAGUCCUCUCCCACUACCAUCCUACUGUCUGUCUGCUCUCAGUCCUCUCCCACUACCAUCCUACUGUCUGUCUGCUCUCAGUCCUCUCCCACUACCAUCCUACUGUCUGUCUGCUCUCAGUCCUCUCCCACUACCAUCCUACUGUCUGUCUGCUCUCAGUCCUCUCCCACUACCAUCCUACUGUCUGUCUGCGCUCAGUCCUCUCCCACUACCAUCCUACUGUCUGUCUGCUCUCAGUCCUCUCCCACUACCAUCCUACUGUCUGUCUGCUCUCAGUCCUCUCCCACUACCAUCCUACUGUCUGUCUGCUCUCAGUCCUCUCCCACUACCAUCCUACUGUCUGUCUGCGCUCAGUCCUCUCCCACUACCAUCCUACUGUCUGUCUGCUCUCAGUCCUCUCCCACUACCAUCCUACUGUCUGUCUGCUCUCAGUCCUCUCCCACUACCAUCCUACUGUCUGUCUGCCUCAGUCCUCUCCCACUACCAUCCUACUGUCUGUCUGCGCUCAGUCCUCUCCACUACCAUCCUACUACUGUCUGCGCUCAGUCCUCUCCCACUACCAUCCUACUGUCUGUCUGCUCUCAGUCCUCUCCCACUACCAUCCUACUCUGUCUGCGCUCAGUCAUGUACACUAACUGUAGGAUGUAA